AUGGGCACGUAUUCGGGUGGGGGUGUAAUGACUGGGGACAGGUUGGUUGUGAUGAACAAAGAAACUCACGAUAAGUUGAAUAAUUCAAUAUCGUUUGAAAAUUCAUUUGAUGUAAUAAAUAAACUUGGUGAGGGUGGCUAUGGACAGGAUUGUCAGAAAAAGAGAAACAAAAUGUUUUGA
Messenger RNA from Oppiella nova, 180 nucleotides. NCBI's taxonomy places the organism in Eukaryota, Metazoa, Arthropoda, Arachnida, Sarcoptiformes, Oppiidae. The record is from the annotation of a GenBank genome assembly.